Molecule: messenger RNA, 2856 nt
Organism: Oncorhynchus nerka (sockeye salmon)
Lineage: Eukaryota; Metazoa; Chordata; Actinopteri; Salmoniformes; Salmonidae
Product: activating transcription factor 7-interacting protein 1-like
Exons: 14
Coding region: 111-2759 (882 amino acids)
Biological process (GO): regulation of DNA-templated transcription
Cellular component (GO): transcription regulator complex; nucleus
Molecular function (GO): transcription coregulator activity
Source: RefSeq, a predicted model, not a curated record
CCGAUGUUGUGAGCGAGGAGCACAUUCAGCUCGUGCGGAUACCGGCUAUUUCGCGGGAAACAGGCAGAAUUCAGAAGCAUCGGUUAUUGGAUCCUUUUGGUGUCAAAUCCAUGAUCGGAAACCUCCAGGUUAAAAUGGAAGUUGCUGUGGCAGAAGAGAAGAAGAAGAUAUUCCGAGCCAGGAAAACCAUGAAGAUAAGCGACCGCCAGCAACUGGAGUCUCUCCACAGCACAUUGUCGUCCCCCGUCCCGCCCCUGUCCAAUUCCAAUUCCAGCUCUCCCCCUCCCCGUAGCCCACUGACGAACGGUACGCACCCAGAGGAUGCACAGAAGGGGGCAGACAGAGAGCAAAACGACGUAGCGGUGACGUCUCGUUCCACAACCCCAGUCUCCCCUACCUCCCUGACCUCUCAAUCCCCUCCCCUUGCUCUGUCCCUAUCGUUGUCUCCCUCCCCACCAACCUCCCAAAGCCCCAAAGCCAAGGAAGAUGCCACUCCCUCCCCGUCAUCGCCAUUCCACAACCUAAACGACGUGCUGAAAAAGAUGGAGGAAGAGGGAAAGAAAAACGAGUGUUCCACGUCCCCUUCCAAUAAGGACAAGGAAGGAAAGGAUACAGAGAUGGAGGUGGCAAAGACGGACGAGAAAGAAGAGAAAGCACCUGAGAUAGAGAAAGAGGAGGCCUGCACUACAACUGGAAAGAGCCAUGAGGACCAAGCCCCUAUGGAUCAGUAUCCUCUGGACUCUUCGUUCUCUCCCGUCUCGCUCGCCACGUCUGACGAAGAUUCUGGGAAGGAAAAGAGGACAGAGCAGAAAGAAGACACCGUGGCCAUGGAAACGGAUACGGACAAGGACCAUACAGAGACCAAGGCCUCUGAGACCUCUACUUCCACGGAAGAGAGACCUUCCUCCCCCAAAGCCGCUACCAUGGCCUCCCCUAAAGCCGCUACCAUGACCUCCCCUGUCUGCACCCCCUCCCCCUCUGCUGCCCCUGAGCCGGAUCAGGACAUCAAAGAAGAGGUGGUGAAGAAGGGAGAGAAGAAGAAAGACGAUAGUCAGAAAGAGAAGGAAGGAGUAACGAAGGAGGAAAAGAUGGAGGUAGUUUCUGUGAAAAAGGAGGUGAAAAAGGAGAAACAGAAUGCUGCCGGGUGUUCUACCUUGUCUCUUGCCCCCUCCACCUCUACAUCCACAAGUGACAAAGGGGUGAAGGUGAAGGAGGAAAAGAGCUCCUCUUCUGGACAGAAGCGUCCCCUGUUGGAAGGUGACGAGAAAGAUGGAGGGAAGAUUGAAAGAGACGGGAAGAGGCAGAAGGUGCAGGGCGUGGAGUUGGAAGCUGAGCUCGAGUUGAAAAUCACUGCGAAAGGUGGCAGUCGCCUAAAACUUGAAAAGGUCCUGCAGAAAAUGGUUGAGGAGCGGUUGAGGGCGCUGCAGCUCACCGUCUUCGACCAAGGUUUACAGGAGCUAAAAGACCGGGUAGAAAAGAUUGAUUGUGCCACAAAACAUCAGAGCACCCUUAACACACUACAGGCCAAGAUUGCUAGAUUAGCGAAGAAAUUCGGAGAAGCCAACCAGGCCUCGGAGAACAAAAGAAAACAGGAGGCGCUAACGUCCUCUGUUGCCAAGACUGCACCUGCUACAAACACCAUUCCGACACAACGGCCAGUAGCAGCUGUCGUAAAGCAGCCCAUGACAAGCCCAGUCUCUACCAACCAUACAGUUUCUCCGGUGAAGCAGGCCAAACCUGUCCCCACUACCACUACGGCCACUGCCAUGGUAACACAGGGCUCCAUCCUGCAGCUGAUCCCCACCUCCUCUAGCUCCGCCUCCCUGUGCACCGUCACCUCCCAGAGCGGCCCCACCGGCACCCUGCUCCUCAAGACCACCUCUGGCUCCAACGUGGUGGGCCAGAAUGGCCAGCCGCUCCUCAUCCAGCUGCCUCUCUCUGCCAUGGCCAACGGCGGGGCCGGAACCCUGGUCAACAUCCCUGUGUCCUCCUUCGCUGCAGUCAACUCGCUCAACAAGGCCAAGACCACUACUCCCACCACUACCUAUAUCCUCAAGGCCGGCCCCACCACCUCCACCAUGGCCGGCCCCACCACCUCCACCAUGGCUUUGCAGCCCAUCUCCUCCACCACCCAGCUCUCUCCAGCCAUGUCCCCAGCCCAGAUGACUCUGGCUCGGGCUGUGUACCAGGGGGGCACUGGGGGGAUCAGUACGCCCAGUGCUGGGAUGUCAGUGACCACAGCCAGGGUGCCUGUUCAGGCGUCCUCUGGUCCAGCCGCUACGGGCUCGGCAGCUCCAGGACCUCCUUCGGGGACGGCUAUGACGUCAAAGACAGAUAACCAAGCAACAAGCUCUAAUCCAACCAAAACGGGGGCUCGACCCAAAGGCUCCUUCAUAGACCUCACUGAGGAGGAGGAGGAGGAGGAUGAUGAUGUGCUAGUGACUGGUGUGAGAAAGGCCAUUACGACUGCGGUAUCGUCCUCUUCAGUUACCCAGCGAUCUACUGGACCUCCUCCGCUGAUCAGCACUCCUAGUGGCACAACAUCAAGAGCAUCUCCUCAACAGUCAGUUGGCGGUCCUCAUCUGACAGUUCACUACCGCCCCCCUCUGGACUCCCCAUCCAAAGCACGCAUGGGAAACAAUACCACGCCAACCAAGCCCCCCCCUGUCACCCUGCCCCCGUUACCCUCGGCUCCCUUGCCUCCUGGCCGGCUACCCAUGGAGGCCAACCAAACCACGCCCCCCAGCAGCCCCAGCUGAAGUUGGCCAGGGUGCAAAACCAGAAUGGCAUCGUCCUGUCCUGGUGUGUGGCAGAGACUGACCUGACCUGUGCAGGGGUGGAAAGCUACCACCUGUA